AUCAUUAACAAACGGAGAUCAUGGCCAUGGAGAGAUCUCCUCCUCCGCAACCAUCUCCUCCGUCGUCUCCUUCCUCUUCCUCCAUUUCCUCCAUUUGCAAGAGGGCGAGGACCCAGAAGGGCAGCAAGGCCAACAAGGCCAAGAGGCCCAGGAAAGAUCAGGCUGAUCCUCCCAAUGCCGCCACCACCGGGAAGAGGAGCUCAAUCUACAGGGGCGUCACCAGGCACAGGUGGACGGGCAGAUUCGAGGCGCAUCUCUGGGACAAGCAUUGCCUCACCUCGCUUCAGAACAAGAAGAAAGGCAGGCAAGUCUAUUUGGGGGCUUAUGAUACCGAGGAGGCAGCUGCUCGGGCGUAUGACCUUGCAGCGCUCAAGUAUUGGGGUCCUGAAACAGUGCUGAAUUUCCCAGUGGAGGAUUACGCGGGCGAGAGGUCGGAGAUGGAGGGGGUGUCGCGGGAGGAGUACCUGGCAUCCCUCCGCCGCCGGAGCAGCGGCUUCUCCAGGGGCGUCUCCAAGUACAGAGGGGUCGCCAGGCAUCACCACAACGGAAGGUGGGAGGCGCGGAUUGGGCGAGUCUUUGGGAACAAAUACCUCUACUUGGGAACAUUUGAUACUCAAGAGGAGGCAGCCAAGGCCUAUGAUCUCGCAGCCAUUGAAUACCGAGGCGCCAAUGCUGUAACCAACUUCGACAUUAGCUGCUACCUGGACCACCCGCAGUUACUGGCGCAGCUCCAACAGGAUCCACAGGUGGUGCCAGCACUCAACCAAGAACCUCAACCUGACCAAAGCGAAAAUAUGGUCCAAGAGCCCGACUCAAGCGAAGGGAAGACGCCUGAUGACAUUGCAGAGCCCCUUGUGGUCGAUGACGGCAUCGAAGAGAGCUUAUGGAGCCCUUGCAUGGAUUAUGAAUUGGACACCAUGUCUAGAACUAACUUCAGCAGCUCCAUCAAUCUGAGCGAGUGGUUCAACGACGCAGCCUUCGAGAGCAACAUUGGGUGCUUGUUUGAAGGGUGUUCUGCGGUUGACGAAGGCAGCAAGGAUGGUGCAGGUCUGGCAGAUUUCAGUUUGUCUGAAGAAGGUGACGAUAAGCUGAAGAAGGUUUCAGACAUGGAAGAGGGAAUACAUCCUCCAACAAUGAUCAGUGUGUGCAAUUAAUUGAGUCUCCCUGUGCGUGCGUGUAUCUGUGUGACAUGUCCAAGGAGGUUUUCACUUUUCAGGUGUCCUGUGCUGGUAUACUUUGUCUAAUGCCAUAAUAAUGCCACUGCAGCACUGCUGCAAAGAAGCUGAACUUCUUGUAGACUGGCUGCUCAGGUGGUGGCUUAGCAAAGAGAGAUUCUAGAAAGCACCACGGCAUUCAACUUGGCAUCAGACAAGUGUGUUACUGUUCAUUAAUUCUUUUUCCUCCAGGCUGCUUGACUAACCUUAAGAGAUUGUCU
Phragmites australis (common reed) is the source of this 1435-nucleotide messenger RNA. RefSeq names its product ethylene-responsive transcription factor WRI1-like. Gene Ontology annotation, molecular function: DNA-binding transcription factor activity; DNA binding. NCBI's taxonomy places the organism in Eukaryota, Viridiplantae, Streptophyta, Magnoliopsida, Poales, Poaceae. The record is from RefSeq and is a predicted model, not a curated record. The transcript has 7 exons. The coding region runs from base 21 to 1154 and encodes 377 amino acids. Gene Ontology annotation, biological process: regulation of DNA-templated transcription.